AUGAACCCAUUGAGUGCAAAAGAGUUGAGCGAACGACAGGAGAUUGUAGAGAAGUUCCAACGAAUGCGAGAGCAGCAGCAAGAAAUCGCAGCUCAAAUACGCGUAAUGGAAGUCCUGAAGGAAAUGGAGCCCGAUCGUAAAUGUUAUCGUUUAGUUGGUGAAUCUACUUUAGUGCAGUAUAAAGUGGGAGAUGUACUUGAUAUACUUGGUGGCAGUUUACUAAAUUUGGACAAGGGUUACGACACAAUGCAAGAAGAGUUAGUUAACAAAGGCAAGGAACUCAAUGAAUUUCGAGAAAAAAAUAACAUACGUUUAGUGACUGAAAAAGAGGCCUUGGAACUGAGGCAAACUCAUGGUUCUACCGCAUCAAGAUAA
Enterobius vermicularis (human pinworm) is the source of this 375-nucleotide messenger RNA. Lineage: Eukaryota; Metazoa; Nematoda; Chromadorea; Rhabditida; Oxyuridae. The record is from the annotation of a GenBank genome assembly.